GCAGCAACGGAAGCAAAGCAAAAAUACACGUCAUGGACUCAGUAAAAGGAAAGUUGCAGACACAAAUACAAACAGUUAUAGUGGAGCUCAAAGAUGCCAUUUACGGAAACCAUAACGGGACGGAAAACGAACGAUCGCAGAAAGUGUGUAAAAGAGAAAUAUUUCCAAUUUUAGUUAGCUAAAGUAGCCAAACAUUCGCAAGUAACAACAAAGACAACUUAGGAAUGGAUAAUGACACAGUGCCAGCUAUUGGGCCCACAGCUAGAAAGCGCAGCAAUUGUGUGCCCUACGAAAAGGCACUCGGCAACUUUGACAACGUAAGCACAAAGCAUAAAAUGAAUCAAGCUACCAUCGCCGCCAUACGCAACGAGGCGCUAUUGCAGCUACAGCAACACCAACAGCUGGCGCGUGCUUCCAUGCUUUAUGUUAGCUUCGUGAACCUCUGCAUUUUCAUAGCAGGCACAAGUGUAGCUUUCAUACUCUACGAGUUCUGGCAUAUCAAUCCAUAUGGCGUGUUGCGACAGGCAAACAAACAAUUGCAACACCUGCCCGACAAUCAUUUCCUACAAACACGCGAUGAUUUCGCUGUUUACGCAGCGUCAGGCACGGGAGCGCUGGACUUGGAUGCGCUCAAAGAGUUAUAUGUUAGUGCGAAAGAAGAGGAGAGUGGGCGUGCUUCAGCAACCAAUGUGAAAGAGGCACUUGACUCUUUAAGAUUGGCAACGGAAAUGCGCGGAUUAGGUAAAGCUGAGAAGGCGCAGCGUUUGUAUGAGCAUGCUUUCGCAUUGGCGCCAAAGCAUCCUGAAGUUUUGCUGCGCUACGGCGAAUAUCUGGAGCACAGUCAACGCGAUAUUGUGCUGGCGGAUCAAUAUUAUUUUCAAGCGUUGAUGUUAAACCCCACCAACACUGAAGCGGUGAAUAAUCGUCAGCGCACCGCUGGCAUUGUACAAUCCAUUGACGAACGCAAGCUAGAGUUGCUUGACCUGAAGCGUGACGCACUUUCUGCAGUGCACGAAUCGAACGCGGCAUUGCGGCGCGCGAAAAAAGAGGCUUAUUUCCAACAUAUCUAUCACUCGGUGGGCAUAGAGGGCAACACAAUGACUUUGGCGCAAACGCGCUCCAUUUUGGAGACACGCAUGGCUAUCGACGGUAAAUCCAUUGAUGAGCACAACGAAAUUCUUGGUCUGGAUUUGGCUAUGAAGUACAUCAAUGCAAGUUUGGUUAACAAAAUUGAGAUAACUUUAAAGGACAUAUUAGAAAUACAUAGAAGGGUGCUGGGUCAUGUGGAUCCCAUCGAGGGUGGCGAAUUUCGUCGUACGCAAGUGUAUGUGGGCGGUCAUGUGCCGCCCGGUCCUGGCGAUUUGGCAGUGCUAAUGCAGCAUUUCGAGCACUGGCUGAAUGCGGAGCAAACGGUUUCAUUGCAUCCAGUCAAGCAUGCGGCCUUAGCUCACUACAAGCUGGUGCACAUACACCCCUUUAUUGACGGCAACGGGCGCACGUCGCGUCUACUCAUGAACGCUUUGUUGAUGCGCGCGGGCUAUCCGCCCAUUAUAAUACCAAAACAGCAGCGGCACAAAUACUAUCAGUUUCUGCAGGUGGCCAACGAGGGCGACAUACGCCCCUUCGUGCGUUUCAUUGCCGAUUGCACGGAGAAGACGCUCGAUCUGUAUCUGUGGGCKACGAGCGAUCUGCCGCAGCAGAUACCGAUGUUAGCGCAAACCGAACACGAACUGGCUCAUGUGGAUAAGUUGGUGACACCGUCGGGUGAAACUGCGACGAACCGUGGAUMUACAGAGCCCAUAGCAGAUAAAUUCGAAUCAGGUUCCGGCGAAAUUCCUUAACAUUUCAUGAAGUUGUUGUUAUUACUGUAUGCCAUAGAUUUUAGCGGCCAAAGCAGRGUCGCGGAUGUAUUAAUUUAAGUGUAGGUUGCAUAUGCGGGGUAAUUAGUGUAAGUGGAAGAUAUUUUGUUUUAGGGUUGAAAAUCCAGUGUAAUUGUUUGUUGUUAGUACAUAUUUAAUACUUAUGUAGUAGUAGAUAUGCAACACUUGACUGUGAUCUGUUAGAAGUGUGUGAGAUUUAUGAUAAAACUUGGCAUAUCGCUCCGCUAUGUGAGCCAAAGCUGCUGUGUA
Molecule: messenger RNA, 2129 nt
Organism: Bactrocera latifrons
Lineage: Eukaryota; Metazoa; Arthropoda; Insecta; Diptera; Tephritidae
Gene: Fic
Product: adenosine monophosphate-protein transferase FICD homolog
Exons: 6
Coding region: 225-1841 (538 amino acids)
Molecular function (GO): protein binding
Source: RefSeq, a predicted model, not a curated record